AUGUCGAGCACCACCAAAAGUGAUUUUGUAGCGCUGGGCGAUGAAAUUCGACAGUCCAACUCUGAAAAUGACCCAGAUGAUGUAGUGACUGGAAAUGAAGGAAAGAAUGAUUGGGAUCAAAUUUGGACCGUCAUGGCUUGCGGUGCUGGGCUUUUCUCUGACGGAUAUAUUAAUAACGUAAUCGGAUCUGUCUCUACUAUCCUCAAGACUAUCUACGGCGAAACUUACACUCAUUCCAGCGCCCAAAAAAAUGUCUCGGCUAUCACCUUUGCUGGCACCGUCCUAGGCCAGCUAAUAUUUGGAUACACAAGUGACAAGUGGUCCCGCAAAGGCUCGUUGCAGCUUUCUACAUUCAUCCUUAUUUUGUUCGCAGCUAUGGGAGCUGGUAGUUACGGUGGAGGCACUGCUUCAGGUCUCUUUGCGGCCCUCACUGCGUACCGUUUCCUAGUUGGCAUCGGCAUUGGUGGUGAAUACCCCGCUGGCUCAGUCUCUUGUUCCGAAGCAACGGGCGAAUUGAAGAAGGGCUCUCGAAAUCGAUGGUUUAUUCUUUUCACCAACGUAAUGAUUGACUGGGGAUUUGUUGUUGGAGCGUUUGUACCGUAUGUGGUUGUCGUCAUCUCCACAGACAAACAUUUACGUCUAGCCUGGAGACUUAUGCUUGGGCUAGGUGUUGUUCCUCCUAUCCUUCUGCUAAUGUUCCGCUUUAAACUCAAGGAACCUGAAGAGGAGAGUAUGAAGAAUGUGAAAAUUCCCUAUUUGCUAGUCAUCAAGUACUACUGGUGGAGGUUGUUUGUCGUUAGUCUGAUCUGGUUUCUCUACGAUUUCUCAACAUAUUCAUUCGGGAUUUUCUCUUCCACCAUUCUCUCCAACAUCUAUGGAGAAUCAGCUUCCCUUCCAAAGAUCUUUGGCUGGAAUACAAUCAUCAACCUUUUCUACAUUCCCGGUGCAAUGCUAGGCUCUAUUUUCUCGGACAUGGUUGGUCCUCGUUAUGCACUUUCUAUCGGCGUCACCUUGCAAGCAAUCGUAGGUUUCAUCAUGGCCAGCCUAUAUCCAAUUCUCUCACGUGUAGAGAAUGUUGGUGGGUUUGCUAUCGUCUAUGGUGUAUUUCUUUCCCUAGGUGAAUUCGGUCCCGGUGACAAUAUUGGCCUCCUCGCAUCCAAGACUUGUGCGACAGGCGUUCGCGGACAAUACUAUGCUAUUGCUGCCGCCGUAGGUAAAGUUGGCGCUUUUGUAGGUACCUAUAUAUUUCCGUACAUUGAAGCUGCUGGUGGGGGUGCUAGCACUGCGCGUGGCGCCCAGUAUCCAUUUUAUGUCUCAAGUGCGUUCUGCAUAUUGACAGCAAUCCUAUCUAUGUGCUGUUUGCCCCACGUCGGUCAGGAUACUAUCACCACUGAGGAUCGUGAGUUCCGUGCUUAUCUCGAGAGCCAAGGCUGGGAUGUUAGUCGUUUAGGGGCAGCCCGAGAAUAG
This is a messenger RNA of Blumeria graminis f. sp. triticale, 1467 nucleotides long. The record is from the annotation of a GenBank genome assembly. NCBI's taxonomy places the organism in Eukaryota, Fungi, Ascomycota, Leotiomycetes, Helotiales, Erysiphaceae.